This is a messenger RNA of Erigeron canadensis, 1860 nucleotides long. RefSeq lists its product as uncharacterized. Bases 1 to 1860 code for a protein of 619 amino acids. The transcript has 3 exons. NCBI's taxonomy places the organism in Eukaryota, Viridiplantae, Streptophyta, Magnoliopsida, Asterales, Asteraceae. Gene Ontology annotation, molecular function: zinc ion binding. The record is from RefSeq and is a predicted model, not a curated record.
AUGAAUAUGAACCAAUUGAACGCGGUCUCUCACAUGACUCAAAAUGAAGAUUUCGAUAUUAUAUCUCGUACUGCCGUUGUGAACAAUGAUGAUAAUAAUAUUAUAGAAGAAGAAAUUAAUAUGGAACAUGUUUUUGAGGAAGAUGGAAUAGAAGAUGAAAGUGAAACACAAAGAGAAAAAGAUAAAGCAGUAGAUUGUAACAUUGAAAUACCUUCAAUUUACACCAACUUAGAUGAAAAAAGUUUGCAUGCUGAUAACAAUUGGUUGAAGUCAUAUUCUAAAAGUUGCAAAUGGACACUUCGUGGAAGUAAACGUGAACGUAGUGGAUUAUUUGAAAUCUCAAAGUAUACUGGUCCACACACUUGUUUACAUUAUAAGAUUAGCCAAGACCAUCCAAACCUAGACUCAAGUGUGAUUGCUCAAGAGAUUCAACACCUUAUUAAAGCAGAACCUUCUACUAGUAUUACUGUUCUAAGAGCUGAAAUAAUUGACAAGCUAGGGUAUACUCCUACAUACAAGAAGGUGUGGGUAGGAAAACAGAAGGCUAUUGAACACGUCUUUGGGGAUUGGGAUGAAUCAUACAAUAUUUUACCUAAGUUUUUGAUGGCGUUACAAACGUUCAAUCCUGGUACCAUUGUUGAAUGGUGUGUGUUGGAAGAGACGGGUCAAGAUCAAGUGGAAUUUAGACGUGUUUUCUGGGCAUUUGAUCCUUCUAUUAAAGGCUUUAAGCAUUGUCGCCCGGUGAUUAGCAUUGAUGGCACACAUUUGUAUGGAAAGUAUAAAGGUAAAAUGAUGAUUGCAAUGGGAGUUGAUGGCAACAAUCAAAUUUUACCACUUGCUUUUGCUAUCGUUGAGAAUGAAUCUUUCGCUAGCUGGAAUUGGUUUCUUUCACAUAUCAAGAGACAUGUGGUGAAAGAUGUUGACGGGAUCUGCCUAAUAUCCGAUCGUCACCCUGGAAUCUUGAAGGCUGUUAAUGAGCAAGGAUCUCCUUGGUUAGAGCCUCGUGGUUAUCACAGCUCACAGCUAAAGACUUUAGCUUACCGGGCUGGUAGUCAGAAUCAAAUUCGUAAGUUCAAUUCUAUUAUGGAAGAAAUUGGAACAAUAAACCCACAAGCACGUCAAUGGCUUGAGGGACAUCCACGUGAUAAAUGGACACUUGCAUAUGAUGGAGGGAAACGAAAUGGGUUGCUCACUACAAAUUUGUCGGAGAUUUUCAAUAGUGUACUUAAAGGUGCUCGUUUUUUACCAAUCACAGCAUGUGUUCAACUUACAUUUUAUAGAUUGGUUCAUUAUUUUGAGGUGAGACGUCCUUUGGGGUCUAGUGCUCAAGCCAAUGGAGAUAUAUAUACUCCUCAUGUUACAACAAGACAAACCGCUUUAAUGUCAAAGGCUAGUGCACAUUCAUUGAGAUCAUUUGACCGACAAAAAGGAGUAUUUGAGGUGAUAACUCAAAGGGGAAAAAACAUCCAGGUAGUUAAUCUAGAAUUACGAAGCUGCACAUGUGGCAAAUGGGAUAUAUAUAAGUAUCCGUGUUCUCAUGUUUUGAGUGCAUGUGCUAAACUUUUGUUGAACCCGUGGCAAUAUGUUCAUGAGUGUUACUCAAUUAUAAAUUAUUGUGCAACUUGGUCAUCAGAGUUUUCUCCAAUUCCUCAUGAAGCGUACUGGCCACAAGCACCAAAUAUAGCAUUACUUUCCAAUUCCGAACUAAAACGAGAUAAAAGGGGUCGCCCUCGAUCAACAAGGUUACGAAAUGGAAUGGACAUCAAAGAAGGAAAAAAGUCGACCAAUUGUGGAAUCUGUGGAGAACGUGGUCACAAUCGAGCAACAUGUAAAUCUAAGCUUAAAAAGGUGAAUGCUUAG